AUAAUAGACAUACAUAACCCGCAAAAAGCAAGCAAUCACUUUGGUUGUGGUAGCCGCAUUUAUCCCGCGCGUUGGAUGAGCGAUAAUAAUCAUUCUACUACUAACCUAGCUGUUGCUAUGGUAUAUCCCGCGAAGCUGCAAACAUUUUCCCUUGUCUCCCAUGCUUCGUUGUCCUGAUCCUUUCCUUCACAAGAGACAGCCACUAUAAUGUGGGUGUCAUGGCAUACGGUCCUCUCAACGGCCAUCUCGCUGUUGGUGGCCGGCUCUGCAGUUAACGGUGCAUAUAAUCUGGAUGUCAACUCGACAGAUUCCAUCAAAGAUGUUUCGAAACAGAUGGCUGCUGACUUGAUGACAUUCUACAAUGGCAACCAACCGGGUAACACGCCAGGUCUUCUCCCACAGCCAUAUUACUGGUGGGAGGCCGGCGCCAUGAUGGGAUCUUUAGUCGACUACUGGUAUUAUACAGGAGACACGACAUACAAUCAGAUAACCACAGAUGCGCUUCUUUUCCAGGUCGGUCCAUACAACGAUUAUAUGCCACCAAACCAGACAUUGACAGAGGGAAACGACGAUCAAGGAUUUUGGGGUAUGGCUGUCAUGACUGCAGCAGAGUACAAGUUUCCAGAUCCGCCCGAAGGAAAACCUCAAUGGUUAGCGUUAGCGCAAGCAGUCUUUAACACACAGGCGGCUCGAUGGGACGAUGCGGAAUGUAACGGCGGUCUUCGGUGGCAGAUCUUUCAGUGGAAUAACGGUUACAACUACAAGAACUCCAUCUCUCAAGGCUGCUUCUUCAAUAUUGCUGCGAGGCUUGCCUUAUACACCGGCAACAGCACGUAUGCCGAUUGGGCCAUACGGACGUGGGACUGGAUGGUCAACGUGCAGUUCAUGGACGAGAGCUACCAUAUUUACGAUGGUUCGCACAUCGAAGUCAACUGUUCCAAGGUCGUUCCCUACCAGUUCUCCUACAACGCCGGAUCAUUCCUUCUGGGCGCUGCUGCGAUGUACGCCUUCGCUGACGAGCAUGGAUUGUCCAGCGAUCGCGACAUGUGGCACGAGAGAGUGGAUGGGCUUCUGAACGGGACAGAUGUCUUCUUUUUCAGCGACGAGAAUGGCAGUCCGCCUGUCAUGAUCGAAAUUGCUUGUGAGGGCGUUGGACUCUGUAAUUUGGACCAGCGAUCCUUCAAGGCUUAUCUUAGCAGGUGGAUGGCUGCGACUACGAAAUGGGCUCCCUGGACCUACGGCCGCAUCAAGCCUCUGCUCAUGAACUCGGCACAAGCCGCUGCGCAGCAAUGCACCGGGGGAGAAAAUGGUCGUAUGUGCGGGCUGAGAUGGGCCAACAACUCAGGCCAGUGGGACGGAUCGACUGGAGUAGGUGAACAAAUGGCCGCUAUGGAAAUCGUUCUCGCCAACAUGAUCCACGAUGCCGAACCUCCUGUUACGAACUCAACCGGCGGGACAAGUGUUGGCGAUCCUACAGGCGGCGGGUCGGACAUUGGACGGACAGACCCUCAAGGUUCGAUAGUGUUUGCGCCACUAACCACGGGCGACCGAGCAGGCGCAAUAAUUGUCACAGUCAUCAUCUGUGCUACCGUGCUGACCGCAGCCCUUUUUAUGAUGACGGAUGAAAACAAAUCGCUGCCGUGCUGGUGAAAGGUGGCAAGCCGCGGAAAUUGGACGAAAAAGGCAAAGGGAUAAUGAGAAGCGAUUCCGAGAAUAGCGGCAAGGCUGUCCUGCCCACAGCAACCGUUUUUGCACUACGCUCGCCGAGAGAAUCACGCCAGUCAAGAGACUUCCGCCUCUCGAGCGAAUCCUGCCUGCCAAAUCAUACGACAUGGCAAUAUGAACCCAUGGAAGGGCAUGCACCGCGACCCAGUAUGAUACCUGAAGUGCCCGAGCCGGCAAUGGCUAAGGAACGCCCGGUGUCGGU
Molecule: messenger RNA, 1927 nt
Organism: Truncatella angustata
Lineage: Eukaryota; Fungi; Ascomycota; Sordariomycetes; Amphisphaeriales; Sporocadaceae
Product: family 76 glycoside hydrolase
Exons: 4
Coding region: 208-1650 (480 amino acids)
Biological process (GO): carbohydrate catabolic process; fungal-type cell wall biogenesis
Molecular function (GO): mannan endo-1,6-alpha-mannosidase activity
Source: RefSeq, a predicted model, not a curated record